Molecule: messenger RNA, 1002 nt
Organism: Haliaeetus leucocephalus (bald eagle)
Lineage: Eukaryota; Metazoa; Chordata; Aves; Accipitriformes; Accipitridae
Gene: FAXDC2
Product: fatty acid hydroxylase domain containing 2
Exons: 8
Coding region: 1-1002 (333 amino acids)
Biological process (GO): sterol biosynthetic process
Molecular function (GO): C-4 methylsterol oxidase activity; iron ion binding
Source: RefSeq, a predicted model, not a curated record
AUGAAAAGAGACUCUGGAUAUUCCACCAUGGCUGAGCAGCAGAAGCAGGCAGAGAAGCUCUGGGAUGCCCUGAAGGUCACCGCCUGCAUCCUUGGUACCGGCCUGCUCACAUUCACUGCCUUAGCGAACACUAUUUCUUGGAACGUGCAGAAUCUCUGGGACGCUUUAGGCCAUUUCUGGCAAACAACGUGGCUAAAGCUCUACUACCUGUUUGAGGGAAAGGAGUGGACAAUCUUCUUCCUUGGGGCUGCAUUGGUGCCUAGCCUUGCUUUCUGGUGCUUCAAUGGAAUCCUCAUGGUGGCUGAUGUAACAGGAAAGCCAACUUUCAUUACUCGCUAUCGCAUUCAGCUGGGCAAGAACGAUCCUGUGGACACAAAAAAAUUGCGCCAAGCCAUCUACACAGUGCUGUGUAAUCAGUUCUUUAUCUCCUUUCCCAUGCUUGUGCUUAUGUUCUAUGUCAUGAAAUGGUGGGGCAACACCUUCAGCAAGGAAUUACCCACCUUCCGCUGGUUUCUUGUGGAGCUAAGCAUCUUUACCUUAAUAGAGGAAAUUCUCUUCUAUUAUACACACAGGCUUGCUCACCUCCCGCUCCUGUAUAAGCACAUUCACAAGAAGCACCACGAAUGGACAGCCCCCAUUGGCGUGGUCUCCAUUUAUGCUCACCCAGUGGAACACAUACUCUCCAACACACUGCCUGUCAUGACUGGACCGAUGAUCAUGGGGUCCCAUAUUGUUUCAAUCGCAGCGUGGUUCUCCCUUGCUCUCAUAACAACAAGCAUUUCGCACUGCGGCUACCACCUGCCCUUCCUACCGUCGCCGGAGUUCCACGACUUCCACCACCUCAAGUUCAAUCAGUGCUACGGAGUCCUGGGAGUGCUGGAUUAUCUGCAUGGAACAGAUACAGUGUUCAGACAAACCAAAGCCUAUGAGAGACACAGGGUCCUCCUCAGCUUCACACCGCUCUCAGAAAGCAUCCCCGAGGCACCCAAGAGGGCAGAGUGA